Bradysia coprophila is the source of this 2775-nucleotide messenger RNA. RefSeq lists its product as uncharacterized. NCBI's taxonomy places the organism in Eukaryota, Metazoa, Arthropoda, Insecta, Diptera, Sciaridae. The record is from RefSeq and is a predicted model, not a curated record.
GCGUGAUGGUAAAAAUGUUGCUUUGAAAACCGAAAAUCCGGGUGAUUAAAGUCUAUAUAAGUUGGUGCAAUUGAGUUUUAUUUUUCAGUUAAUUUGAUCCAAUAAUGGUAAUUAGGUGGAAUCAUUUGGCCACUCUGGUGGUGGUGGUGUUUAGUUUAACAGUUGUGCAUGGCGAGCAGCAUGACUCUACCGAUAUCAAAGAUGAUACAAGUAACAACAGAUUUGAAGAUUUGUGCCCAUGCUUGCCAGCUGAUAUAUGUCCUAGAGCCUUCGGAACCAACCCAGAAGAUGCCAAGUACCUUGGAAAUAUUAUGAAAUGUGAAGAUGAUAAGGAAGUUAGAUGUUGUGGAGCAUCAACUAGCUUCGUCGUUGGAAAAAAUACUGUAGCAUCGGAGAUGGCGAAAGAAGAGACUACAACCGUUCCAGCUGCUAACUCUGACAUUUUGACAAGUGGUAACGUUCAAGAAAACGAAAUUCCAGACGCAGAAAGUGAAAAUGUGGAAGGGUUACCUGAUCAUAAUGACACCACCGAAAUUCUUAGUUUAGAAGAAACGGGAAAUAUCGGGAAUUUUCAUAUUAAACAACAUUUGGAUGGUGAAAUGGACGAGGAAGCCGCCGAAUCUGAGUCUGUUAUUAAAACUGCAAACGUAGAAUUGAAUACAGGUGAUAUAUCUGGACCGUCCGAACCAAAAUCUCACCGUAUGCCAAAGAAUCUUGACGGUGUAAUGAAGGUGUAUCCCAGUAUUAUGUCAGGCAUACCUAAAACUACUCCCAAAAAUUUACCAGAUACAAACGAAAUGAAAGUUUUCGAUCAAGAAACUGGAAAGGACCUGCAUCUAGUAUUUUCUGAAACCACCUUAAAACCAGAGCCCACGGAACAAGUUACACCCAGUUCGACCGUUGAGUCCACCUCGAAGCUUUAUCGAUUCGAAAAGAGACGAAGACAAUUUAGACCAAUACAAAGAGCCACCACAACCGAAAGAGUUUCCACCACCGAAUCGUCAGUGGAUGAAUUGGAAUCGAAGCAGACGACUGUCAGAAUUCGAACGAGACAAAGACACAACUUAAGAAACUUUACCUCAAGACCAGUUCCUAAAGAGUCGACGCAUCCAACAACGAGACGACCACGAGUUAAAUUAACUACGACGACUGCUCCUACAACAGAAGAAAAAGAAAUAUUGGUUACAUCGGAAGACGAUAAAUCUCAGUCAAGUCGAUUCAGACUGUUCAAUGCACGUCGUUUAAACUAUCUCCGACGAAACACGACAACGACUACCACAACGGAAUCCUCAAUUGAAACGACGACCCAUCAAACAACUCGUUCAAACCCGUUGAUCAAAAAGCGACCACCCACACUUCAUGAAAAAUCAUCUGAAAUUCGUCCCACGAACAUGGAUGAGAAUUUAAUUCGUGUUGUGGACAGUAACCAUGAAAAUAUGAUCUCCAAAGUACGCGUUGCACUAAUGGCAUCAACAACAGAAAAUAAAGUGACUGAGAUUCCAAGAUCGUUUGCAAGUGUCGACAUUGGUAAUAGAGUCAAGAAAAUCGAAGAAAUGUUGGUCGAGAAAAUGGUCAACGUUUAUGCAGAAUCAAAGGCAAAAUUGCGUAGUGAUCAAACUGAAGAAGUCAUCGAUGUUCAAAACGACCUUAAGAAUACAGAAGUUUCAAAACAAACUACCAAUUCCACUCGACCAUUCCGCGGUCGAAAAAGAUUCCACCUGUCUGAUUUGCUUGAUAAGACUCCGGUUGUAACAAUGAGCCCCAACGAAUUUCGACGUACUAUGAGACUGAGACGCCCGACAGUAAGACCUGAACAAGAAAUUUCAGUGGAUGUUGUGCCAACGACUAGAAGACCACAUCGACGUCCUACUAUUAAGUAUCAAGAAGCAUUGGAUGAAAGCAAAACUAAUAUUGGAGAGCGCAGUUCAUCUGAAAGCAAUGAGGAAGGAAGUGUUCGACGACGUUUCAAGAUAAGACGUAGAUAUAGAGUCGAGCCAUCUUUAACAACAACAUUUUCACCGACAGUUCACGACUCCAGCGAAUCACAGACGGCGGAAGUUACUUCUUCAACGAUUUCAACAACUAUUCCUUCAACAAUUCCCAUAAAAGCAACUACUUUGACUCCAGAAACGACUAUUCCAACUGAUAAAAUUGAGUCUGCCUCGGUAUUAAACGAACCCAUAAUUAACCUUCGAAUAGACUCGCCAGAAAAUAUUGAAAAUGGUGCUGACGACGAAACUAUAGCCGAAAAAGUAGAUGUAACACAAGACACAUCUCAAGACGUAUCUCAGGAUGAGUCGAUCCAAAGUGGAAAUAUUGAAGAGAAUGCUUCGUCUGAAAAUCCAUCAUCGAAUCCCGAUGUAUUAUCCGAUUUCAAACCAUCGCCGUUAUGGUCAAUCUCUAGUGAUGACAGAGAUGACUUCACUGUGAAAGAAGAAAAUCAUUCGUACGUUAUGAAUAUGGAUGAACGAGAACGAGCCUUUCGAAAGAAAAAUCGCCAUUCUCGCCAUACCGUAAUUAACGCCUUUGAACCACCUAUACAAUAUUUAAAUGGUUUUGUGCCUGGUGGUACUGUUAGAAUUAUUGGACCAAUUCCAAAGUCAAGUAAAUGGAGCGACGACGCAAUAAUGAUAUAUAACUUGCCCAGAUACAGUAAAGCAAAUUUUAGUAAAAAUUAAAUUUGUCUGAAGAUGUGGGUGCAGGAAGGUGGAUAUUUAUUUAUGUUUGUAAUUUAAGGAUAAAAAAGAAAAAUAAAACAAAAGUUUUGGAUGUUCA